GUUGGUUUCCCUUUGUUUGCCUAAAGGAACCAUGGACAUCGAAGCGUACUUUGAAAGGAUUGGUUAUAAGAACACAGUGAAUAAACUGGACUUGGACACAUUAACGGAGAUUCUUCAGCACCACAUGCGAACCAUUCCUUUUGAGAAUGUUAACAUGCAUUGUGGAGAAGCCAUGGAGAUGGGCUUCGAAGCCGUUUUUGAAAACAUAGUAAGGAAGAGGCGGGGCGGGUGGUGUCUCCAGAUCAAUCAACUGCUGUACUGGGCUCUGACCAAAAUGGGCUUCAAAACCACCAUGUUGGGAGGGUAUGUUUACAUAACUCCUGUCAGCAAAUACAGCAGCGAAAUGGUCCACCUUCUAGUACAGGUGACCAUCGGUGACAAGAACUAUAUUGUGGAUUCGGCCUAUGGAGGUUCCUUCCAGAUGUGGGAGCCUUUGGAAUUAACGACAGGGAAGAGUCAGCCUCAGAUGCCUGGCAUCUUCCUUUUGACAGAAGAGAAUGGGAUGUGGUACCUGGACCAAAUCAGAAGAGAGAAGUAUGUUCCAAACCAGGAAUUUGCUGACUCAGAAAUCCUUGACAAGAACAAAUAUCGGAAAAUCUAUUCUUUUACUCUUGAGCCCCGUGUUAUUGAGGAUUUUGCUUAUGUGAAUACCUACCUUCAGACGUCACCAUCCUCUGUGUUUGUAAGCACAUCAUUUUGUUCCUUGCAGACGUUAGAAGGGGUUUGCUGUUUAGUGGGCUCCACCCUUACAAGUACCAAAUUCAGUUACAAGGACAAUGUAGACCUGGUUGAGUUUAAGAACAUAAAUGAGGAAGAAAUAGAGGAUGUGCUGAAAACCGCAUUUGGCAUUUCUUUGGAGAAAAAGUUUGUGCCCAAACGUGGUGAAUUAUGUUUUAAUGUUUAGGGUGAGGAGCAAAAAUUGUUUUUCAUUAUUAUUUCAUGUUCUUAAACAUUUGAAGCUUAUGCAAAUGUAUCCAUAUCAGAAAUCACCCAGCUCAAUAUUGAUCAACGGAUUACUUGCUGUAUCUUCUAUUUCCUACAUUUUAUAAAAAACGAAAUCCUAGUUGUCCUGUCAUUUCACCCAGAAAAAUAUCUCCAGUUAUAAUGAAAUAAAAAUUUUAACAGAUAUAACCAUAAUUCUCCUUUCCAGGCAAAUCAUAU
Messenger RNA from Acomys russatus (golden spiny mouse), 1161 nucleotides. RefSeq names its product arylamine N-acetyltransferase 1-like. Bases 32 to 904 code for a protein of 290 amino acids. Gene Ontology annotation, molecular function: acetyltransferase activity. The record is from RefSeq and is a predicted model, not a curated record. NCBI's taxonomy places the organism in Eukaryota, Metazoa, Chordata, Mammalia, Rodentia, Muridae. The transcript has a single exon.